This is a messenger RNA of Schizosaccharomyces japonicus yFS275, 2037 nucleotides long. RefSeq lists its product as hypothetical. The record is from RefSeq and is a predicted model, not a curated record. Bases 439 to 1683 code for a protein of 414 amino acids. NCBI's taxonomy places the organism in Eukaryota, Fungi, Ascomycota, Schizosaccharomycetes, Schizosaccharomycetales, Schizosaccharomycetaceae. The transcript has a single exon.
GACCCUGCGAGGAAGUCUUUUGCCUUUUACGUAUUCAAAGGUAGCGAAAGGUCUUUGUUGUUGCAACAGGAAGCAUUCGGUGUACGUAGCGCAGCUGCACUGCUUCAGAAACGCAUUGAAUUAUUGGCUGCUUUCGAUUCUUUUUUUGGACUCUAAAUUCUCAACGUUGUAUAUAUCGCACCGUUAUUAAACCUGCAUCAAUAGUCGCACGGGGCCAAUUCUCAAGAAUAUCGGGGAAUUUUAGACAAUCCAUCUAUCAAGGAGUUUGGUUUUGAACUGCAUUUGUUUUCAAGUCUCUCUGUUACGAACUUUUUUGAAGCAUUUUUAUUUUAUUUUUUCUUUUACAACAAAGUGAGCAUUAGACUUUUACUCACUAGCUUGUAAAGAAAUUUUGAGACUAUUUUUGUAAGCACUGCGCCAAGUUUUUCUGAGUGUCCAAUGCCCCAGACUGUCGCAAGCACGGCUGCUUCUCAGCCCGCUGCCCCUCAACUUCCUUCGUAUGGAGAAGCGCUUCAGGGACAACCUUGCUUGCAGCCAGUCCAAAUUCAGCAAUCACUCUCACCAGACAGUUGCGACAUCCAGUCCUCGAGACCAAAUCUUAGAAGAUUUAGAAGCAAUCAGGAACAAUACUUUCUUGGUGACGACUUUGUUCAAGAUCUUCCUGCUAGACUUCGCUCGAAUUCUGCCUCGUCAAUGUCGUCGCGUUCAACCACAGGGUCUAAUCGUUUAAACUCGUCAUUAAAUGGCAAUUGUGCGACCCGGACUUCCACUAAUAAAAGCAAUCGCGGCGAGAAGUAUGAGUACCAACGUGGACGCUCAAAUUCUCAGACUUCGGCCAUUUCAUCGCGGUCAAUGUCUGACGAUGUGUACAUGCCACCCGUGCAGACGUCUCUCAGCAAUCUGUCCAUCCAGUACGGGGAGACUCCACCCUUAUAUCACACUGUCAUUGGGAAUAACAAUCAGGGCUUAAAGAUGAUUACUAAACUCCCCCGGGUUCGGGAUAACUCAAAAAUACCUUCACAGUUUUAUCGGAAAGCGCCAAGGUGGACAGGUGCUGCUUUUCCUUCAACUCCAAUUGUCGUGUAUUCCCGUUCAAAAUAUUUAGCUGAUGGUUUCGCAUCCAAACUUCUUUUGCCAAUUACUAAAGAACGAGACGUUACGUUGGAAGAUUGGGGCCGUUUUUUUCACGAGAUACGUAGCGCUGGACACUAUACUGCUGGUGAGAUCACAAUCCCAGUUGUGUUGACGAUGACGGUUGGUGUUAGCGCAUUGCUAUUUAGUGGGCCUAUGUUUCGCAGUAUGAAAAAGAAGAAGAACGCUAAUAUUUUACAAAUUGUCGAAUUAUGGAAUCGCGCCUUCUUUUUACAGCGAGGGAUGCUUGUGUCUCUGUGUCGUGAUACAAAAUCAUUGAACGAUAUUGAGGGUUGUGACAAAAGUCGUAGCAUCGACUCAACUGAAUCGCUAGCGGAUUCCGCAAACAGAGUUUCUUCCGUCAAAAAAACAACCCCCGUUUCAAGCGACGGAAAGAACUCUAGUCGCAUGCGCUUUUUCCGUCGCCUGAAAAUAAAAAAUAACGAUUCCCCCGAAGAAGCAGAACGCAAGCGCCGUGAAAAGAAAUUAAGAAAGGAAAAUCAAAAUUGCUGCUAUAAGUUGACUAUAGAAGGAGUUCCAAGCUCCCGCUAAGGCACUUACGUUUUCGUUUCUUUGCCUCCCAUCUCCUCUCCUUAAAAGCUCUCUUUUUACACAUGAAAGUUCUACUCACUUGUGUUCUUUAAUAUUGUUCUGUCAUGAUUCUUUUUUAUAUCCUUCUGGAUUCUGUUUGUUUGUUUGUUUGUUUGCUUGAACCGGUCUAGCUAAGCAUUGUUUUACUUCUCUUCUUUUUUGUGUACGUUAUAACGAUCUUUAGGGGUGAACCUCUUCCUCAUGCAAUGUCUCUUAUGUCAAUAACCCCAUCAGUCCUGGUAUGAUAAAUGCCUCAUUAAGUAGAGCUAUCGCUUGCUAUAUCAGGUAAUUUUGUCUUGUUUUAUUUUUAGUGAA